GCUAUUCUAUUUAAUCUGAGCUGAGAAAUCGGACAAAGAAAACAAUCCGAAAUUCCCAAUCAAUCAAACAAAUUCUUUUUUGUGAUGUGUGAAUUGGUUGGUGGGAAUGCUUGCGUAUUUCUAAAUUGUGCAGAUUAGUAGUUCAUGAAGUCGCAUUUUGUCAAAUUUAGUCAGCAUUUAAUAAAUUGAAGUUACUGAAAAUUACAUUUUUGGUGGCUAUUGGACUGCGUAAUUCUCUGAAAGAAUGUUGAAAAACAAUUGUGACGUCACUCAAUCAAUCAGCUGAGUCGAUAUUAGAAGGUUUUAAGAUAAUAUUAAGCAAAAUAAAUAAAAGAAAAUGGGUGGUGCGGUGAGUUCUGGUCGCGACAACGAUGAGUUGAUCGACAAUCUGAUGGGGAGCAACUACAUCCGAACCCGGGCUGUGGAGGAUGUAUUCCGCGCCCUGGACCGUGCCGAGUACAUGACGCGGGAUGCACGGGAUCAGGCCUACAAAGACGUCGCCUGGCGGAGCGGCUCUCUUCACAUGUCCGCUCCGUGUAUUUAUAGUGAAGUUAUGGAAAACUUGGAGCUGAAGCCCGGCCUGUCGUUCCUGAACGUGGGUUCGGGUACAGGGUACCUGAGCACGUUGGUGGGGCUCAUGUUGGGGUCCCAGGGCAUCAGUCACGGCAUCGAGGUGCGCCAGUCCGUGUUCGAGUACGCCAACAAGAGGCUCCGUCAGUUUUUGGAGAAUUCACCCACGUUGGACGAGUUCGACUUUUGUGAACCCAAAUUUUAUCAUGGUAACGCGCUGUGCCUGGCGCCGCUGGCGACGGCCUACGACCGCGUGUACUGCGGAGCGGGGUGUCCCAGCGAGUACGAGAACUACUUCAAACAACUCAUUAAGGUGGGCGGUAUACUGGUGAUGCCGCUGGACGACAACCUGGUGCAGGUGAAGCGUCUCAGCGAGAGCGAGUGGAGCUCCCGCACCGUGCUCAACGUGUCAUUCGCGACUCUCACUAUCCCCUCCAAGGAGGAGUCGGCCAAUCUACUUAGACUAGACGAGCAGACGCCCGUGCGGCUGCAGGUAAUGGCGCGCGCCGCGAUCCGCUCGGCCAUGCGCGGCGGGCUGCGCCGGCGCCACCCCGAGCUGCGGCCGCCGCCGCCGCGCGCGCCGCCCGCCAAGCGCUCCUGCCCGCGCCGCAUCUGCAUCCCCGUCGACGACGACAGCGACAUCGAGGGCCUGGGCGUCUUGCACGACCUGUACCGCGACACCGGCGCCUCGGAAAUGAACGCGCUGCUCAGCUUCAUGCUCAGCAUGGGCCACAACCGCGUCGCCGGCGCGCUGCGCUACGACACCAACGCCAGCGACGACGACGACGACGACGACGACGCCCCGCCCGCCGCCGGCCGCCGCGGCGAUGACGGCGAUGACGGGAACGAUGGAGCGGGCAGCCCGUUCCCGUUCCACGGCCCCGAAGCCCCGGACAGCCAAAGCGACGACGAGUCAUCACCGGGCUUCCUCGACGACCGCGCCCGCCGCGUGGGUCUCAUCACUUUGGACUUCGACGGACAAAAUUCCGAGCUAGGAGUGCCACUGUUGCCCGUAGAACCGGACAGUGUGAUAGUGCGCGGCGAUUGGCCAGACACCGACUCCAGUGAUGAGGAGGUGAUUGAUGAAAAAGUGAUUAAAAGUGACAGUGCUCAAUUUAAACCUGGUGGGUCUGGAAUGGGGAGUGGUGACGCCCGAAGUAGUCCUUCCACGUCUGAUGGUGGACGGAAGAGUGAUAAGUCGAAGAGAAAGGGUUCUGGUGAUCAGAAUGUGAAGAGGAGGUCCGGGGAAUGCAGCCGAGCUGGUACGAGUGACCAAGAGAAUCCGGACAUGCCCUCUGAAGUGGAGAUAUACCUGGGUAAAACCUGCGAGGCCACUCCUGGCACAUCGAAAUGGAGUAUGGAGUGGGAGGAAAACGGCCUGGUGACGCCCUCUAGCGGCGACGAGGAGUUGAAAGUCGACAGCGGCGUCGGCGACUCGCCCGACACCGACAAGACCGACGCGACGCCGUCAGACGCGACGCCGACCGACUCGACGCCGUCAGACACGUCUCCAUCCGAGGCACAGCCGUCGGAUAGUCUGUCGGACGAUGUGGACUUGGAUGUCAGGGGUGGUCCGGCGGGCCGGCGCAGCAAGCGCCGCGCGCCGGACGGCGGGGACGCGCGGCGCGUGCGCCUCUCCAUCCUCAUGAAGCGCGGCGUCAAGGAGCUGCCGCUGCCGUACGCGCUCAAGAAGUACGUCAACCUGCAGCGGUGCUUCGAGUUUUAAAUUUAAGGAGGUACUUCGAAUUUUAAAUUUAACCUUUUUUUUUUAUUUGAGCGUGUUACAUUUGUAAUUUGAAGGUUGAUGUUCGCACGGGCGUUUUUUUUUAUCGACUGCCAGUUAGGGUCAUGUUUUUCGCGUGUAGGUAGCUUGUAUUUAGUCAUGAAGACGGCUCCUAUGAAUAAUAUUGCCGUAUCAAAUUUCUGAAAUUUUAAAUUGAACUGUUUUUUUGGAGAACCGUAGAUUUAUAAUUUUUUUCAUGACUGCCAAGACACGUUAUUACAGAAAGAGUAAUCAUAUUAGCUUGAAAUCUUGUCUUGAAUCUCGUCGUUAAUAUCCAGAAUAAUGCUUCGAAUUAUGAUUAUGAAUUUAAAAAGUUAACUUUUUUUGGGAGGUGUUACAUUUGUAAGAUUGAUCAUUGCUGUGAAGUUUUAAGUGAUUUUCUAACGUUGCGAUAUUCUUCUUUAUACGCAGAAUUUUCAACUACAGCUUUGGAAUGCUUUACAAAGCCAUAAAUGUUCUUAAAAUGUGCAUCCUAUCUAUUUUGCAAUCAAUGUGCCGUGUGGUUUCCGGCACUUUAGAAUAGAACCACUCCAUAUCUUUCCCAUGAAUGUCGCAAAAGUCGACUAAGGCAUGGGCUUUUUAACUUGGCAGUCCUCUUGUGUGCGAUGGGCUAGCAACCUGUCACUAGAUUUAAUAACGUCCUAAUAAGAUUUGAUGAGUGAGAUGAUGAGAGAUGAUCCUACGUCGAGCGAGCGAGAGCGAGGUCUUUCUGACCUCACUGACGAAGGACAAAGAUAACAAAUACCUUACGCACACAAAGAAAAGAGAAAGCAAUACCAUACGAUGCCUGCGCGACGUCCUACAAGCGCUCGUGCGAACGAAGCCUUAGGUGAUUAACACUCCGCUGCGACAUUGAAUCUAAUGUUAUAUCGUAGUUUUUUAAGAGAAACGACUCACAUUUCGAUACUCAAGCAGCACGCGCGACGCGGUUUUUAUCGCGCGAAAAGAUAUCGCUGUUUCGAUUUUUAUUAUGAUAUGAAACCGAACAGCGAUAGCCCGGUACACGAUGAUAACGCUGAGACUCGAAUCUGACAUCAACAUGCUAUAUGUGAAGAGAGAUUUGAGGGGGUGCCGCUACCCAGAUCCAAUGCAUCACAAUGUUAGCUAAGUCUUCCAAAAGACCUAUAAUAAUAAAAGCUACACUAUUUGGCGACUAUCUAAUCAAAAUUAAUUAUAGGAGUUCGGUUUUCUUCAAUAUCAUAUCCUACUUUUAAGACACACCUUCUAGACACUAAAAUAAGGUCGCAUGUCGCAUAGACUUUUCUUUGUGUUAGAAGCUCACCUUUGAGUUAAGAUGAUCCAAUUAAUUUGCCAUAUUCAGCGGCCCAGAUCCUAGUCAAAUGAGCAUUCUUGUUUAUUGAGCAUUAAUUACAGAUAAAUCUAUUAUACUUACCCUUCGUGUCUAUAAAAAUCUUACCUUUUUUUUACUAUGCAUCGCAAGAGGGGGAGACGUCGAAUGAUUUCCUUAGAAUGAACGCCAAUAGCGUAAUCUCCCCUCCCCCGGUGUCUCCCAACAAGCGCCUGCGCAUGGUGUUACCUAUAAUCAUAAUUAUUGAUAGAUAAAGCCGAUCCGAUAUAGCGGCGUAUUUGUAAGACUGUUCAGACUUUUGUGAUUCACUAUAACACAAGUCAUUGUUUAUAUUAAUUAGUUUAGGCAAACAAAUGUAUAAUAUUCGUCGGUACAUGUAGAACCGUUAGAAGUAAUGAUUCUAUUCAUAUUUUGAUGUAAAUAUUAAUUUGUUUUGUUUCUCUUAAUUAUAUGAUUUAUUUUGAA
This is a messenger RNA of Amyelois transitella, 4127 nucleotides long. RefSeq lists its product as uncharacterized. NCBI's taxonomy places the organism in Eukaryota, Metazoa, Arthropoda, Insecta, Lepidoptera, Pyralidae. Gene Ontology annotation, cellular component: cytoplasm. Gene Ontology annotation, molecular function: protein-L-isoaspartate (D-aspartate) O-methyltransferase activity. Gene Ontology annotation, biological process: protein modification process. The coding region runs from base 338 to 2296 and encodes 652 amino acids. The record is from RefSeq and is a predicted model, not a curated record. The transcript is spliced from 9 exons.